AUGGGUUCUUCCGACGGCAUUUCGUUAUGUUUUGGUAAAACACGGUUUUUGAUCCUUGUGUUAUCCGUAAUUUGCUUAACAUUCUCUAUGGCUAACUCUCUUGGUCUCAACUUCACUGUGAUCUGUAUGAACGAUGUUUACGAGAAGUUCGACAACUCUACCGGGGAAAUACAUUGGUUGCAAUCGCCUACUCAUGUGAAUGCAUUGUUCUCAGCUAUUGCUAUAGGAUGCCUUAUUGGCACGAUUCCGUUCUCACUCCUGGUUUCUCGCUUCGGAAUAGGUUUCACUAUAGCUCUUUAUGGCCUGGUAUCUUCUUUGUCCACACUUGCGACGCCCUUGGCAGUUCAUUUAGGAUUUGGAGCAGUUUUCAUUUGCAGAAUUUUGCAGGGUACUGCCACCUCACUCUCAUAUCCUGCCACAGGAAUGAUCGGAACACAAUGGGCUGCCCCAAAAAAUGCUGGUUUCUUCAUAGCAAUUUUGUCGACACAUGUUCAGUUUUGCUCAAUUUUCACGAUGCCUUUAGCGGGAGAGCUUUGUGAAUCUUCUUUAGGAUGGAGAUCAUUGUAUUACAUUCAGGGAAUCAUCGCAAGUGUAUCUUUCAUAGUUUUUUAUUUAUUCUACCGAGAUAAUCCAGCGACUCACAAAUGGGUUGGAAGAGAAGAGCUGGAAAAAAUUCAAGAUGGAAGAACACAUAAUCAAACAGACCGAGUCAUCCCAUACAAGGCUAUAGCUAUGGAUCCCUGUGUUAUUGCUAUUUGGUGCUCAUCAAUAGGCGGCACGUUAGGAUUUCAAAUAUUUCUUCUUUACGGACCCAGCUACAUGAAUAAAGUUCUGAAAAUAGAUGUUAAAUCUACGGGUUUCGUAACAGCAUUACCAUAUGUUCUAUCAGUAAUAAUGAAAUUCGCAGCAGGUCAUGUAUCUGAUCGCUUGAGAUUCAUUCGUGAUAAAUACCGAAUGGUGUUCUUUGCCUCUUUCUCUCAAGGAAUUAUGGGUAUUUGCUUCAUCAUCUUAUCUCAGUCUUCGAGUGCCUUCUGGGGACAAUUCUUCUACACAGCAGCUAUCGUCGCUAGUGGAGUGAACUCCGUCGGAGUUAUCAAAUGUUCCAGCGUGUACUGUCGUCAACAUGUUCAUUUCGUUAUGGCUGUGGUCUCAUUCAUACUCUGUCUCAUAGUACUCUUCAUUCCAGUAGCCGUGGACUUCGUUUGUCCCAAUAAUACUCCAGAUGAGGUUAUGCCAGCAGAAAUCGUGCCACCUGUUGCUUGCAUUAUAGAAGGCAAAGAAGUAAUGGCUGUCAAAUGCAACACGUCCGUUUAUUAA
Auanema sp. JU1783 is the source of this 1317-nucleotide messenger RNA. Lineage: Eukaryota; Metazoa; Nematoda; Chromadorea; Rhabditida; Rhabditidae. The record is from the annotation of a GenBank genome assembly.